UGUGUGUGUGUGAGUGAGAGAGAGAGAGAGGGGGAGGAAGAAUUGGGCUGUUGGGGGGGGGGGGCGAUUUAAUCACUUGGCGCCCCCCGCGUCAGUUUCACUGAAAUUGACAAGACGCGGAAAAGUUUUGUCCAAACUUUUCCAAACUUUUUAUUUUGUUAUUAUUUUUUUCCUUAAAUGAUUUUGGUGAUCGCCAAAAGUUUAGAGCUAAACUUCUACGAGUUUUUUUUUAGCCCUGCCUUAUGUGGGGAGGGGGAGUUUUAUUUUGCUUUUGAAUUUUAGGAAAAAUCUCUCCCUCUCCCUCUCCCUCUCUCUCUCUCUCGGAGAAAGCAAUGCCUCCCCAGGAUUUACUGGACUAUCGAGCGGGAUUCGCACCCCCAGUUCCCCCGCACAAACCCAAACACAGCAGCCGGACUGCCUGCUCCCAGGAGCGGUUUCUCAAGUGUGUCUUGCUGGGAGAUGGAGCGGUCGGUAAGACGAGCCUGGUCGUGAGUUAUACAACCAACGGCUAUCCAACAAAAUAUGUCCCCACUGCGUUUGAUGAUUUCUCUGCUGUUGUUCAAGUCGACGGGGCUCCCAUCAGACUGCAGCUCUGUGAUACCGCUGGCCAGGAUGAAUUUGACAAGCUACGCCGCUUCUGCUACCACAAGGCCGAUGUUUUCCUGCUCUGUUUCAGCGUGGUCAGCCCCUCGUCCUUCCAGAACGUGACGGAGAAGUGGAUCCCUGAGAUCCGCCGGCACUGCCCCACGGCACCCGUGGUCCUGGUGGGCACCCAGUGUGACCUGCGGGGGGACGUGAAGGUCCUGAUCGAGCUGGCCAGGUGCAAGGAGAAGCCGGUGCCUCAGGCCGUGGCCCGGGCACUGUCAGAGAAGGUUGGCGCCGUGGCCUACAUGGAGUGCUCCUCGCUGACGCAGAAGAACCUGAAGGAGGUCUUCGACAUGGCCAUCGUGAGCGGGCUGCGCCACGCGGACGCGCGGGCGAGCAGCGAGCACCGGGUGAAAGCGUUAACCGCCAAGAAAAUGAGGACCUUGUCGAAAUCCUGGUGGCGAAAGUACGUUUGCGUGGUAUGACGACUGUUCAACCCGUGGCUCUCAAUCAUUGGACUUUUCAGGAACGUGUUGGUGGAGGAGGAAUGGAGAGAAGUGGCAUCUCGCUCUAUAUUUUUCAUCCUAAUGAUAAAUCUGAUUUUUGUUUUUUGUUGUUUCGGCAAAUUGCUAUCCCUGCCAAGUUUGAAAACGAAGACUUUUUGUUUGUGGGGGACAGGGUGAGGGAAGGAUGGAAAAUCUUCAGUAUCCCCCGGGUGGGCUUGACGGGCAAAGCAUCCUGAUCCUUCUUCCCCUGAUCACUUGGAAAUUGGGCUUGUCGCUGAGGGAUUGGAAGGGAAGGUUAGACCCAGGGUGACGCCCACCACAGUGGAAUUGCCUACAGUGUGGGAACAGAACGUUCAGCCUGUCGGGGUCUGAACUGAUGAGCAUCCCACCCCAUCCCAUCCCUGCACUGACCCUCCAGAGACCAGACCCUUACUUCGUAAUCCCCACCUGGUCAGUCCACCCUAACCUGCACAUCUUCGGACCAUGGGAGGAGACCAGAGCACCGGGAGGAAACCCACACAGACACGGGCAGAAGGUGUAAGCUCAACACAGACAGAUGCCCGAGGGUGGGAUCGAACCCGGGUCCCUUGCUGCCUGUGUCCCCCACGCCUCGGUCCAUUGCAUUCCCCAACUUUUCUCCCCCAGUGUGACCUCCAUUUUGAAGAGCUACACCAGUUGGCGUCUAGUUAGUCAGUUAGCUAGCUAGUUAAUGGAAUAGUUAUUGUAAAUUGGCCCAAACUGGAUGGCAACGGUUAAUGCCUUGGAUUUUCCACCUGGAUGGUUUAGUUCGCAACGCAACUCGGGCUCCGAACACCUCAGACAUUGAAAGCCCUUCCUUCAUCAGUGACUUUGAAAAGGCAUUUGGAGUGUGUGUUUGUCGGGGCGGGGGUGUAGUGCAGUGUAACGUGGGAGAUUGGAUUGAGGAUCUUGGCAAAUUUCUAUCUGGGGUCUCUUUGGAGAUUCACCUCCCCCCCCCCCCCCCCCAAACCCAUCCCCACUCCCGUUUCACCGAAUGUCAGCUUGAUGUUCUUUUUUACCCAAAACAUAAAGGAUUGCAUUUCCAUAGUGCCUUUCACGACCUCCGGGCAUCCCCAAAGCAGCCGAGGAAAUACCUUUUGAAGGACGGCUACUGUCAUUGAUGCAGGGAGUUGUCAAUUUGUGCACAGCAUGAUCCCAUAGAAGGCAACGAGGGAGCAACAGGAUCAGCUGUUCUUAAAUAUGUCAAGAGAGAAAUAUUGAUGGAGGGGAGAGAAAGUGAAAACCUUCACUCCUUUUCUUCAGCACUGGUGACUCAGGGUGGCAUCUUGCAUGUCUACAUAAUUUAACUGUUUGCAAUCAGUAGAGGGUUAUGUGAUAUUCUUUGACAAUCUGAUUCAAUUGUCGGUGCCUCAAUUAUUUUUCAAACUAGUGUCUUUAGAUGAAGCAAGGUGGACUCCUAUGAAUGCAGACAGACAGUAGUUGGCAUUACUGAUGACCAGGGACUGUCUUCGCUUGACACUGAUCCAUGUCUGGGGCACCACUGCCCCUAACAACAAUGGACUAAUGCCUGCUUCAAAAUGGCCGCUCCAAAAUGGCCACUCCAUGUGUGCAAGUGUGAAUGGAUUCAUUACUGCUCAUGUUUGCCUCCAAUUUUGGGCAAGAGGCAGAUGUCUCUUUCUUCCCCACCAAGUUGUCCUGGGAAGGAAGUGGGCCGAAUAUUCCAGUUUCUCUCCCGUUAGCGUUCUGAAACCAAUUCACAAGUUCUUCAGUGUUGCCAUCAAAGUUGCCCUGUUUUUUUUUAGAGAUAAGAGUUGCUGUCAAAACUCAACGGGUCUAGCAACACCUGUGGAGAGAAAGUAGAGUUAGUGUUUUGGGUCCAGUGGCUCUUUUUCAGAACUGAGUGUGGCUCGGAAAAGGUUUGUGUGGAUGCUGGAAGAGACAUCUGCUUCUGAUAAUACUGGGACUUACAAGGCUUCUUUGUGGAGUGGCGGUAGUGUCCCAACCUCUGAGCUAGGAAGUCAAGAUUCCAGUCCAAACUGAUUCUGAAAUUGUCGAUCGGUAACUGGGUCUUUCCGGACCACGGAUUCAGGUAAAGCACUUGUCAGUUGGAGGGUUGAGUUGGCCUAGAUUUGAGAUUAAGCCAGGGUGAAGUACUGUCUUGUAGUUAAUGCCCUCUCCUUCCACUCCACCUCCAAGAGAUGAAAAGCUAGCUAGUGCCGUAACCCAUGGCAACCGUGUCUGCCAAGCGACAAAUGCAGUAAUGGCAGAGGCCUACAAAGGUUGCUGGAGCCAGGUUCAAUUUCAAAACUGACCUCUGGGGGAGCUUCCCCCUUUGACUGCUAGACCUUGCACUGACUGAGUUUAGAGUCCUGUCACUUUCCUGUGGAUUUUUAUUUGCUGUUUGUCACUCCUCACCAUUGCCCUUUCUUAUUUUCAUAUUUAGACCUGUCCCAGUUGAGACAGCUCCUCAAGAGAUUCCCAUUACUACUAGUGGGCCUCAUUGCUUGAAGGCCUGAUUCUGUACCCGGGGUUGAUCUCGACCCCUGUUUGGGACUCAACAAGGGCAUUCUUCUGCCCACCUGCAUUUAAGAGCCCAGCUGAUGCUAGGCCAACAAGUGGCAUGGCCACUCAGCCAUGCUUUGCCAUUCUAUCUCGUCGCCUGUCGCCCAGCGAUGGAUGUGACUGGGACAGUGCCCAAGGAUGCUGGAUGGGGAGGGAGGUUGGUGGGGGGAUUUGUCAAUGAAAGCAGGUUUGGUAGGUGUCCCGUGAGAGUGGGACACAGAUGCGCAGCUCCUACCACCACUGAACUCAGCACCGUGAAGGUUAAGUUCUCUCACUCUGAGAAGGGAGAAAGUUCAGUGGGGGACCAGCAGGAGCAUGGGGAGAGUCGGAUGUGAUGGCAAAUCCUAAAUAACGUGGAGACGAUUUUGAUUCUGUUAGUUUGACUGGGAGUACAGGGCAUGUGUAAGCUAUUACAAGGCUGAGACGAGGAGGAAUUUCUUUCAGAGGGCUGAGAAUCUUUGGAACUCCUUACCACAGAGAGUGGGGGUAAAGACCUUGUGCAUAUUUAAGGCUGAGAGAGAUCGAUUCUUGAUUAGUCAGGGAGUUAAGAGCAGGAAAGUGGACAUGGGGAAUAUCAGAUUAACCAUGAUCCUAUUGAAUGGUGGAGCAGGCUUGAUGGGCUGAAUGGCCUACUACUGUUUGUAUUUCUGUGGUCUCGUUGCUUCCUUUUUGUGGAAGCUGGUAUUGUGUAAGUGUUUUGUGCGUGUGUAAGUGUGUGCGUGUGUAAGUGUGUGUGUGUGAGAGAAAUAUGGUUAGUGUGAAGAUUUGAUUAAAUGAUUGAUUGAUUGUCUUGAAUCAAUUCCCAACCACAGUCUAUGAAAGCAUUAACGUGUGUGUGUGUGUGCGAGCUGAUGUCGUCCAGGGGACUGUUUGCAUUUAACACACUGCUUUGGAAGUUACUGGAACCCCCCCUGGGUUCCAACGUGCUGGAGACAAAAGAAAAUAAAAACGUAAAAUGUUUUUGAA
Molecule: messenger RNA, 4598 nt
Organism: Hemiscyllium ocellatum (epaulette shark)
Lineage: Eukaryota; Metazoa; Chordata; Chondrichthyes; Orectolobiformes; Hemiscylliidae
Gene: rhoub
Product: ras homolog family member Ub
Exons: 3
Coding region: 333-1070 (245 amino acids)
Biological process (GO): small GTPase-mediated signal transduction
Molecular function (GO): GTP binding; GTPase activity
Source: RefSeq, a predicted model, not a curated record